Molecule: messenger RNA, 1516 nt
Organism: Cercocebus atys (sooty mangabey)
Lineage: Eukaryota; Metazoa; Chordata; Mammalia; Primates; Cercopithecidae
Gene: HMGCL
Product: 3-hydroxymethyl-3-methylglutaryl-CoA lyase
Exons: 8
Coding region: 237-926 (229 amino acids)
Biological process (GO): ketone body biosynthetic process; L-leucine catabolic process
Molecular function (GO): hydroxymethylglutaryl-CoA lyase activity
Source: RefSeq, a predicted model, not a curated record
GCUGGAUUGCCGCGGGGCAUACUGGGCCAAGAUGGCAGCAAUGACGAAGGCGCUUCCGCGGCGACUGGUGGGCUUGGCGUCCCUUCGGGCUAGAUGCUUGGGGAACUAUCCCAGCGUACCGAGCGGGACUUGCGUUGACUGGAGCCAAGCUGUGAUUCCCUUGGAAUUGCACUUUGAUCCUGUUCGAUCCUGAUGUUUCCCCUCUCCCAUUUUCGGCACAGGUCAGCACCUCAUCUAUGGACACUUUACCAAAGCAAGUGAAAAUUGUGGAAGUUGGUCCCCGAGACGGUCUACAAAAUGAAAAGAAUAUCGUAUCUACUCCAGUGAAAAUCAAGCUGAUAGACAUGCUUUCUGAAGCAGGACUCUCUGUUAUAGAAGCCACCAGCUUUGUGUCUCCUAAGUGGGUUCCCCAGAUGGCUGACCAUGCUGAAGUCUUGAAGGGCAUUCAGAAGUUUCCUGGCAUCACCUACCCAGUCCUGAUCCCCAAUUUGAAAGGCUUCGAGGCAGCGGUCACCAAGAAGUUAUACUCAAUGGGCUGCUACGAGAUCUCCCUGGGGGACACCAUUGGUGUAGGCACCCCAGGGAUCAUGAAAGACAUGCUGUCUGCUGUCAUGCAGGAAGUGCCUCCGGCUGCCCUGGCUGUCCACUGCCAUGACACCUAUGGCCAAGCCCUGGCCAACACCCUGAUGGCCCUGCAGAUGGGAGUGAGUGUCGUGGACUCUUCUGUGGCAGGACUUGGAGGCUGUCCCUAUGCACAGGGGGCAUCAGGAAACUUGGCCACGGAGGACCUGGUCUACAUGCUAGAGGGCUUGGGCAUUCACACGGGUGUGAAUCUCCAGAAGCUUCUGGAAGCUGGGAACUUUAUCUGUCAAGCCCUGAACAGAAAAACUAGCUCCAAAGUGGCUCAGGCUACCUGUAAACUCUGAGCCCCUUGCCCACCUGAAGCCCUGGGGAUGGUAUGGAAAUAGGUGCACACACAGAUGAUUCAUGGAUGGAAACACGGAAAUGAGAAUGAGGUUAAAUGGUGCAGGUACCUCAUAGCCAGCUCUACACAGAGGUCUCUCCUGGCAGAAAGCAGGUGAGGGGCGGGAGGAGCUGCUUGGCAGCAGGACCUCCUGCCCAGACCUGAGUAGGAGCAAGAGGCUUUGAGGGCUGAAGUCUCCCUUCAUUAUGGACCCUGGCCCAGAAGUUGAAUCCCUGAGGACAUGUGGGAACCCCAUUCCCUACUUGGCAUGAUCCUUGAGUCUCUUCUCUGGAUGGAAUCUGCGAGCUGGCCACCUGGCCGCCCUCUACACAGCUCCACCCUGCCAUGGCUUUUGGGCCCUUGCUCUCUGACUUCUCAGGACACAGGUCAUGGGGCUUCUUCCCAAGCUGGCAGAGACCAUUUGUGGAAAGUGGAGAGCUUCGUGCUGGCCAUCUGCCAACUCCAGCAUCUCUGGAAAAAAUCCACGCUGAAUGUGAUUUUUGAAAACAGCUUAUGUAAUUAAAGGUUGAAUGGCACAGAAUCAUUCCGGCA